Molecule: messenger RNA, 4469 nt
Organism: Cucumis sativus (cucumber)
Lineage: Eukaryota; Viridiplantae; Streptophyta; Magnoliopsida; Cucurbitales; Cucurbitaceae
Product: DNA mismatch repair protein MLH3
Exons: 26
Coding region: 460-4170 (1236 amino acids)
Biological process (GO): mismatch repair
Cellular component (GO): mismatch repair complex
Molecular function (GO): ATP binding; ATP hydrolysis activity; ATP-dependent DNA damage sensor activity
Source: RefSeq, a predicted model, not a curated record
GCAAGAGAGCAAAGCGAAUAUAGUCUUCAUUGGCAUUUUGGUAACUUUCAACUUUGCGGAAAUGCGUAGUUGUAUGGCCAUUGUCGCUUUCGCAUGUGCUUUGUUUCUAAAAACUUGUUGAAAGGGAGCUGACUCUAAAUUAUUUAUAAAUUUAUCAAAAGGAGUGUUGUAAAUCGAAUACGAGGACCUCUGAAAUUGUGGAAUGAAUUUAUGUUGAAAAAAGUAUUGAAAUGGUUGGCUAGUUUGUUGUAUUCGCGCCUUACUUUAUCUCCGAGCCAAACUUCAAUCUUCACAUGCUUCCAAGUUCAUGAUUUGCCUUUUUGAGGGAAUGGGAAGGCUGCUAUUGUCUCGAGCGAGUUAUACGAAAGUUAGGAAUUCAAGUUUCUAUAGCCAAAUUUUGCAUAAUUUGUCCACUUCCUCUAUCCGUUGAAACUACUUUCUGAAAAAGCAGUACAACUAAUGUAUUCAAUUUUGAUGGGGACUAUCAAGCCCCUGCCGAAGUCAGUUCGUAAUUCUGUGCGUGCUGGUGUUAUUCUCUAUGAUGUCACGAAGGUCGUGGAAGAGCUUGUUUAUAAUAGUUUGGAUGCUGGUGCAUCGAAGAUUUCAAUUUUCAUUGGCAUUGGGACAUCCUAUGUUAAAGUAGUGGACAAUGGAUCUGGUAUUACUCGAGAUGGGUUAGUUUUGCUUGGAGAAAGAUACGUGACAUCAAAAUUUCAUGAUCUCAUCGACACGGAUAACAAAGGUGGAACAUUUGGCUUUCGAGGAGAGGCAUUGGCUUCCAUUUCAGAUUUUUCAUUGGUGGAGAUCAUAACUAGAGCAUGUGGGAGGGCAAAUGGAUAUCGUAAAGUCUUAAAGGGUUGCAAAUGCUUGUAUCUUGGAAUUGAUGAUGAUAUGGAAGAUUUUGGCACUACUGUUAUUGUUCGUGAUCUGUUUUACAACCAACCAGUUCGAAGGAAACAUAUGCAAUCCAGCCCCAAGAAGGUCUUGCAUGCAGUCAAGAAAUGUGUAUUUCGAACUGCCCUUGUACAUUCUAAAGUUUCCUUCAAAAUUGUAGAGAGUGAAAGUAAGAGUAUCCUUCUUUGCACGGAUCCCUCUCCUUCUCCUUUAUCACUUUUGAGAAGUGGGUUUGGUAGUGAGGUUUCCAGGUCUCUCCAUGAAUUAAAAAUCGGUGGUGGAGACUUAAAGCUAUCGGGCUAUAUAUGCAGUCCGUUUGACAAUUUCAGUAUCAAGGUGGAUAGGAUUCACUAUUCAGUAUUUCAUGAAAUUGUUUGGACCUCAGCAAGGACAGAUAUUAACAGUCGAUUCAUUUGCAAGGGCCAAAUUCAUAAAUUACUUAAUCAACUGGCCAGUAGAUUUACGAGCCUAGAUCCACAGACUGACCUUGCCUUUCACAGAAGGAAGAGAGGCAGGUCUGAAGCAAAUCCUGCUUAUGUUUUAAAUUUAGAGUGCCCUGUAUCCUUCUACGAUCUAACAUUUGAAUCAUCCAAGACCAUUGUUCAGUUUAAGGACUGGACCCCAAUACUUACCUUCGUUGAAGAGGCCAUUCAACAAUUUUGGAAGGAAAAAUAUAAUUGUGGAAAAUCUGCAGUCCAUUCAACCCCCAUAGUUGGAGAUGAGUCGUGGAAGGAUGAAGAUAACACGAUUUCAACAAAAUCAAAUGAUAUUCUAUCUGUGAAGAAGAGCAGAAUGCAAAGCUGUCAGGCUUCCCUUAUUGAUUCGUUUUCACCAUCAGUCACGUUCACAAAACAUGAUGACAUCUUGUCCUAUAAAUUGUGUGACAAAAAGGCAUGUGAGAGUUCACACACAAGUUCAAUUGAAUUGGAUGACGGCGAUCACCAUCUAGCUAAGAUGCAAUUUAGUAACCGAGCCGAUCAUUUCCCAAAAUCAUGGGAUACUCCCUUGGCAAAAUGCUCAACUACAGCUUUCCAAAACAAUUACCGUUACCAAUCGGUACCUGAAUUUCUUUUUGUAUCUGAAGAUUCCUUUUUGGAUAGAAGGCUGAACUUUCCUGAAGGAUGUGAUGACGUUGUUGAGGAGAAUAUCUUCUGUUCAGAUUUAAAAGGUCAAUCUUCUAAAAUGCAUAUCAAUAUGAUUACUGGGUCUGCCGAAAGUACACCAUCUUCUUACAUUCAUGAAAUUAGUUAUGAUGAUUAUAUCUUCAUGGGUAACAAACCUUCACUUACGGGAUGCUCCUCAAUGAGCAGUUUUCAACCGUACGUUCAAAAUGAUGUCAUCAAAAGAACCCAAAUGCAAGGAAGCGAUGAUGAAUCUGAUAUUAUGAAACUUGGUGCUUACAUCAAGGGUUCUGAUUUUUGUGCUGGAUCCUCAUUGCAUGCUGAGACGUUUUUGUCAAGUUAUCAGACCAGAAAUUCCCCAAAUGCUCACAUGACUUCAAAUUCUAUAUUAGCCAGGGAAUGGGAUGUUGAUUGCUUGAGUGUUAGGGAUGAGGUUGACAGGAGCUGGCGAUCUAGAGAUAGGAUACCCUUCAAGGAGUUCGUGGAUGAUGAUGAAAAGGGCUGCCAAUUUGAUUAUGAUAUCAUGUUGAGUAGUUCCAACAAAAAGAAUUACAAGUCAAGCUGUAACGAUAGUACAAUGAUAAUUGAUGAUGUUUUUGAUACAAGAGAAGACCUUAGUACCUUCCUUAAAAAGUGUAAUGAUUUUGAACAUUCUUCUCCUAGGAGUAGUCCUGAUAUGCACUCCCGUCAGAAGUAUUUUUCCAAUUGGAGAUUGCCCGAAAGAGAUUGUGAAAAGGCUUAUGGAAGCUCAGAACCUGAGAUUGGACAUCAAGCUUUUAAACAGAAGUAUUGUUCUGUUGAAAGGCCUAGAAGAGGCAAAUCGGCUCCACCUUUUUACAAAAGAAAGACUAGUUUCUAUUGCCUGGACCAACGAAAGGCAGAAAGGGCUGAUGCUGCUAGUUUCUAUUGCCUGAACAAAAGAAAAGCUGAUAAGUCUAGUGCCUCUAGUUUCUAUUGCAUGGACCAAGGGAAAGUUGAAAAGCUUAAGGCAUCGGUCUUCCUUGACAGCCCACCCCAUUUAGAACCAGUUGAGCUGAGAGAUUCCGAACAUAUCUCUGGUACUAGUAAUCAAUAUGUUAAGCCUUUUCCUGUUGAUGACUUAUUGGUUGAAACCAGAUCUUCCAGAAGAGAUACGACAAAGAUGUCUGCUAUUAUGGGAAAUAGUGAGGAGAAACAAGGAGAGAUUUCCAAGCAGUCCCAAUACGAUGUUAAGGUUACUGAAAGUGCUAUAGAAUUAUGCUCAAAGGAAACUCAAGAGUCCUCAGAUUUAUGGAUCAAAUGGAAAAAUUGCUGUCCAACUACCAGAAAUGAGGAUUCACAUGCUUUUGAUGAUGAAGUUAGUAUACUUGAUAUCUCUUCAGGGUUCCUAUCCCUUGCUAGCAAUUCCUUAGUUCCAGAUUCGAUCGAUAAAAAUUUCCUUGAAGAUGCAAAAGUUCUUCUACAGCUAGAUAAGAAAUUCAUUCCAGUUGUUUCUGGUGGAAUUUUGGCUGUUAUCGAUCAGCAUGCUGCAGAUGAAAGAAUCCGACUUGAAGAUCUUCGUCAAAAGCUGUUGUCCGGUGAAGCAAAGACUACAGCCUAUCUAGAUGCUGAACACGAGCUGGUACUGCCAGAGAUUGGUUACCAGUUGCUGUAUAACUAUGCCGAUCAAGUUAAAGAGUGGGGUUGGAUCUGUAAUAUUCAUGCUCAAGAUUCAAAAUCCUUCCGAAGCAAUUUGAACAUCCUACACAAGCAGGAAACAGUCAUCAUGCUAAUGGCAGUACCGUGCAUAUUAGGGGUUAAUUUAUCUGAUGUUGAUCUUCUGGAGUUUCUUCAUCAGCUUGCUGAUACAGAUGGCUCAGCAACGAUGCCACCAUCGGUACUUCGAGUUCUUAAUUCAAAGGCCUGCAGAGGUGCAAUUAUGUUCGGUGACUCUUUGUUACCUUCGGAGUGCUCCCUUUUAGUUGAAGAACUGAAGCAGACUUCUCUAUGUUUCCAAUGUGCCCAUGGACGGCCAACGACGGUACCGCUUGUGAACUUGGAGGCAUUGCAUAAGCAGAUAAAGGAGCUGGAAAUACAUGGCAGAAGUGGUUCAAAUGGAACGUGGAAUGGUCUUGGACGACAAGAGCUGAGCAUAGAAAGGAUGUUGCAGCGCUUGAGUUCGGCUGAAGGUUUAUAAUACUCUUGGCAAAUGCUGCCGUUUCAUCGAGGAGACUAAUUGCCCAGGAGCCGGAUUAAAUAGCAGCAGUAUGCAUAGUAGAUUGGAUUGAGUAGCAUUGUUAGACUAUGCAUAGAAGCAGAAGAUGGGGACGAUGAUUUGUUAAAGAGAGAGUGUUUCUGUAGUUUAGGUUUCCUUAGAGUUUUGGUUGUAAUUCUUCAAUAAAUUCUUUUGCAACAUUGUAAAUAAAGCUAAAUGUUUCUUCAAAAGAAUAUUUACUUUAUGGAUAAAUAAUUCUUAGUUUGCAUUUGAUUACAAAA